Molecule: messenger RNA, 285 nt
Organism: Cucurbitaria berberidis CBS 394.84
Lineage: Eukaryota; Fungi; Ascomycota; Dothideomycetes; Pleosporales; Cucurbitariaceae
Product: dolichol phosphate mannosyltransferas-like protein subunit 3
Exons: 3
Coding region: 1-285 (94 amino acids)
Biological process (GO): GPI anchor biosynthetic process
Cellular component (GO): dolichol-phosphate-mannose synthase complex; endoplasmic reticulum membrane
Source: RefSeq, a predicted model, not a curated record
AUGACGCGCGCACAACAAACAAUCAGCAUUGCGAUGCUCCUGACAUCCAUCUACCUCGCAGUCUUUAUGGAAGUCAUUCCGUUCCCUGAAAAGCUUCAGAAUGAGGUUGUUCCUGUCCUCCCCUUCUGGGCCCUCGUCUCCUUCGGCGCAUACCUGCUCUUCAAACUCGGCUGGGGGGUCUUCACAUUCAAUGAUGUGCCAGAUGCGCAUAAGGAGCUCAUGCAGCAAAUAGCAGAAGCGAGGGUCGAUCUCAAGGCGCAGGGGGUGGAUGUCGGUGAAGACUAG